UUACAAUCCAAAGUAUGGUAGUCCCAAAAAUGAACUCAAAACAGCCACUUUGGUAUUCAUCUUUCUAUAGUCACACAUUUCAUCUUUUUAGCCUUGUUAUAUUUCUUACUAUGAUCCCCACAUGUACUUCCGAUGGCAACGAGACCGAUCAUCUAGCGUUGUUGUCGUUCAAGUCGAUGAUCACCCAAGAUCCAUAUGGCGCUCUAAGCUCAUGGAACGCUUCUUCCCAUUUCUGUAACUGGAAUGGUGUUACGUGUGGGAACCGACACAAAAGAGUGACUAGAUUGCGACUAUGGUCACAAGGCCUAACAGGUUACUUGUCUCCUCAUAUAGGAAACCUUAGUUUUCUUAGUAUACUUGUGAUUUAUAAUAAUAGCUUUCGAGGAAAUAUCCCUCCCGAACUUGGUCGUUUAUCUAGGCUAAGUUUACUCAAUCUUUACGACAACCAAUUCGAGGGAGUUAUUCCAACGAACUUGUCGGGUUGUUCCAACCUCGAUACACUUGUGAUUUCUGCUAACAAGUUAGUUGGAACCAUACCCAAGGAGAUCGGUUUCCUCACAAAACUUAAAGAUAUUGUUAUCGAUGAAAAUAACUUAACAGGCGGAAUCCCUCCUUUCUUGGGGAAUCUUACAUUGAUAGAAUCAUUCUCCGCUUCUAGAAAUCCUUUAGAUGGGAACAUACCGGACACGUUAGGCAAUUGGAAACGAUUAAAAGAACUUUAUAUUGGUGUUUGUGACUUAGCUGGAAACAUCCCUUAUUCCAUUUUUAACCUCUCUAGCUUAACUGAUAUUUCCAUGGCUGAAAAUCAGCUUACGGGUAGUCUUCCCUCAACGAUAGGUGCAACGCUUCCUAAUCUAAUGAGACUUCAGUUAAGUAAUAACAACUUAACUGGACUACUUCCAGUUUCAAUAUCCAACUGUUCAAAAUUAGGAUUUAUUGAAAUCAGUAAUACUUACUUAAGUGGCAAGUUGGAUGUAGACUUUUCGAAACUAACAGAUCUUUACCAAAUAACCUUAGAGGGAAAUCUUCUUGGAAGCGGCGAAUCUGAUGAGAUGAAGUUUAUUGAGACAAUGAAAAAUUGUAGCAUGUUACAAAUAAUUGCUCUUGGUUAUUGUAGAUUUAAUGGAUUGCUUCCAAUAUCAAUUGGUAAUCUUUCGAAUCAACUCUAUUAUCUAGACUUUACAGGAAACCAGUUAUAUGGAAAUCUCCCUUCUAGUAUAGGUAAUCUAGUUGGCCUUACCAAUUUAAAUUUGGGAGUUAACCGAUUCACGGGAAACAUCCCAUCUACCAUUGGUAAGCUUCAAAAUCUACGUGUUCUUGCUAUGUAUGAGAAUCAACUUUCGGGGUCAAUUCCAGAUCCUAUCGGAAAUUUAACAUUGUUGCUUAGACUAAUUUUAAGAUCUAACAGAUUUGAAGGGAAAAUUCCAUCAAGCAUAGGAAACUGUCUUAAUCUAUUACAAAUAUCUCUUAGUGACAAUAGACUCACAGAGGAAAUACCUAAACAACUUCUUCAACUUUCAUCUCUAUCUGGAAUAUUAAAUCUUUCUCACAACAACUUGUUAGGUUCACUUCCAUCAGAGGUUGGAGAUCUCAAGAAGUUAUCUAACUUAGAUCUAAGUCAUAAUAGUUUAUCAGGUAACAUUCCUAAUAGCCUUAGUGGUUGCACUAACCUAUUUUACUUGUCCCUUAAAGGAAACUUGUUUCAAGGCAUGAUACCGCCAUCAUUAAGUUCUUUAAGAGGGUUGGCGCUACUUGAUCUUUCUCAAAAUAAUUUAUCAGGUCAAAUUCCCAAAUUUUUAGAACGGUUCUCAUUAGUAUAUCUAGACUUAUCUUCAAAUGAUUUUGAGGGUGAAGUACCCGUUGUCGGAGUGUUUGCCAAUGAAAGUGCAUUCUCUAUUGUGGGGAAUAGUAGGCUUUGUGGCGGCUUAGUUCAACUUGGGUUAAGGAAAUGCAAGGAGACGAGGAAACGACGUAAGAAAAAUAAACCUUUAAUCGUGAUCAUCAUUGUGGUAGCAUCCAUACUUUUCAUCUUAUUUUUGUGCUUUUUGUACGCUUGGUUCAAGAAGAAAAGCAAGGGUCAAGAGUCUCAAUCACUUCACUCUCUUGAUCAAUCAUCUCAUUCAUCAUUAAUGAAUGCACAGUUCUUGAAAGUUUCUUAUAGUCAACUUCUUGAGGCUACCAAUGGCUUCUCCGAAGAUAACUUGAUUGGAAAAGGUGGGUUCAGUUCCGUGUAUAAAGGAACCCUUGAUGUGGAUGUUGGCUUUAAAUAUGUUGCAAUCAAAGUUCUGCAUCUUGAAAUUCGAGGAGCUCACAAAAGCUUUAUUGCGGAGUGUGAAGUGUUGAGUAGUAUUCGACAUCGAAAUCUUUUGAAGAUAAUAACUUUAUGUUCAAGUGUAGACUUCCAAGGUAAUGACUUCAAAGCUUUAGUAUAUGAGUUCAUGCCAAAUGGAAGUUUGCAUGAUUGGUUGCAUUCGAGCAAAGGUAAGCGUGGACUGGACCUUCUUCAACGUAUUAAUAUUCUCAUCGAUGUUGCAUGUGCACUUGAUUAUCUGCACAAGCAAUGCGUGACAACCAUUGUUCAUGGUGACUUGAAGCCUAGCAACAUUUUACUUGAUGAUGAUAUGGUGGCUCAUGUUGGAGACUUUGGUUUAGCUAAAUUUCUUGGAACAAACUCACACCAAAACAAAGAGUCUUUGGGGAUUGAAGGAACCAUCGGAUAUGCACCUCCAGAGUAUGGUAUGGGGAGUGAGAUGACAAGUAGCGGGGAUGUUUAUAGUUUUGGAAUAUUACUAUUGGAGGUAGUAACCGGGAAAAGGCCAACCGAUGAAAACUUUAACGAUGGCGUCAAUCUUCAUCAAUUUGCGUACAUGGCCUUGACAAACGGGGUAAACGAUGUUGUUGAUGGUAACCUACUAAAUUUUCACCAAGAAGAUACAAUUGAUGCUAUUGCUAUCAAAAAUAAAGUUGCAAAAGCAAAAGUAAUAGAAGACUGUCUAGCUUUAACCAUCAAGAUUGGAGUAUCAUGUUCCAUGGAUUUCCCAUCAAGACGUAUGGAUAUAAAGGUUGUUGUCCAUGAGUUGCAACGUAUUCAACAUGCACUAAAUAAUAUUUGAGCAAGUGAAUUUCAAGUUAACAACAUACAUCUUCCAACUCAAAGUCCAAUUCUAACAAUCAAGAAGAUAACAAUCAUCAUCGUUAAGACAAGACGAAAUAUAAGGAUUAAGAUCAACUCCAUUCUCUAGAGGGCCACUUGAUGAACGAAGAUCACUUAAAGUCCAUUUAAGUAAUUGAUCAUCAAACUCAAUGCGAAUGUGUUUUAGAUGCAAUAGCUUCUUAUUUAAUUGCGAUGGUAUUGCCCCGAACUACACCCCCGAUUUUGAUAACUGAUGUUGAAUUGUAUUCUGGGGUUUCACCUUUUCGAGGUUUUUUUAAGAUUAUUAGCUUUGUUUUUUAAUGUUAUUUCUUCCUUUAUUGUUUGUUAUUUGGAUUUUUUUUUCUCUCUCUAUGUCUCUUUGUGUUGAUUAUGUUUUAUAUUUGUAUUUGUAUCGUAUUCGUGAGAGAUGACAGAAUAGGAAAGUUUUGAUGUUUGAAAUAAAAAUUUGAAUUCCGUUUUUGGACGCUUUGUAUUUUA
Messenger RNA from Erigeron canadensis, 3631 nucleotides. Its product is annotated as receptor kinase-like protein Xa21. Lineage: Eukaryota; Viridiplantae; Streptophyta; Magnoliopsida; Asterales; Asteraceae. Gene Ontology annotation, molecular function: protein binding; protein kinase activity; ATP binding. The transcript is spliced from 3 exons. Gene Ontology annotation, biological process: protein phosphorylation. Bases 15 to 3113 code for a protein of 1032 amino acids. The record is from RefSeq and is a predicted model, not a curated record.